Molecule: messenger RNA, 636 nt
Organism: Cooperia oncophora
Lineage: Eukaryota; Metazoa; Nematoda; Chromadorea; Rhabditida; Trichostrongylidae
Source: the annotation of a GenBank genome assembly
AUGUCCAUGAACGAACUGAGACAGAAAUGGGCUCUAGUGACUAUCGCUACAGGCACAGAAGAGUUUUGCAACCACUGUGACACUCCUGAUCACUCAUCUAUCCGACGUGCGCUGGGUAUUCUUCGUAAAGGCAUUCCAAAAGCCUUUUGUGGUUCUCCUUGGACCGGACCGCGUUGCCACUGCUUGGAGUCGGUGUCAACGAAGAAGUACCGCAAGAUAUUAGCGAAAUGGCGUGAAGUUUUCGUUCAUGUACAAAAUGAGUUCAACAGCCUAAACCACACAACGUUCGGAGUGCUGGCGAUCCCUCGACUUCCAAUUCAUUCUAGGAACCCGGAAUCUCUGUUAGUGCCAGGAAAAACGGUGCUGAACAGAAAAGGACAUACUUAUGCGGCGAAAUGGAUGUGGAACCGACUUAUAAGUGGUCCGAGCUUCAACUUUUCGAGCUCUAUCUUUUCUCAGGACGCUUACUACUGCCCUUCUGUGGGUUGCCCUUAUUUUCGAACUGUACAAAACCUUGAACGGUGCAGCGUAAUUUCCGAAUCAGAAUAUCAGCGAAUACAUGCGACGACACGAAGUCCGCGAAACGGAACUACUAAGGUAAGGAUCCUGUCGAUGCUUCGAUUCAGUCACGGAUAA